Messenger RNA from Ictidomys tridecemlineatus (thirteen-lined ground squirrel), 765 nucleotides. The record is from RefSeq and is a predicted model, not a curated record. NCBI's taxonomy places the organism in Eukaryota, Metazoa, Chordata, Mammalia, Rodentia, Sciuridae.
GGGGAAACGCGGGGGAUGUCGUGGGGGGCGCUGAAGGUGGCCGCAGGGGCAGCCAGGGGACGCCGCGGCUGCUGGGGACAGUGGCGGGGCCCCGCAGCCUUCCGGGAGCGGGCGCGGGGCCCGUGCCUCGGGUGCGUGUGUGUGCAGCCGUGUGCACGCGGGUGUGGGCGGCCGAGGCUGCGCACGGAGGCUCUGCCGGCCGCGCCAGCCGGAGCCGAGCAGCUGGGAACCCGGGCCCCGGGUCCGAGAAGGACUGGAGAGCGCGGCGCCUGGGACCGCUCCUGGGACGCGCCUUCCAGCGCCUUCUCCCGCAAACGCACUGGACCAGCAGCUCACCCCGGGGAUAAUACCCGCUGCCCGUGCGCGUCUCGCUCAGUGACGGCGUGGGAGGCCACCGCGGAGAGCCCACUGCGGGGUCACGGCCGCUGCGCACAGCCUCUGUCUGGCUCUGGUGCAGGAGGCCUAGUUGCGUCACCUCCCUUUCCUUCAUCUGUUUGGCUUGAUUCCUGGGCCCCACUGGAGGCACUUAAUGCAAGAAGUAAAUAUCAUCCCCAUUUUACAGAUGCAGAAGCAUUGUCCAGAUGUGAACCAAGAUUUGGCCUUUUCACCAAGAGAAAAGGGAAGGCUCAUGGGCAUGGGCACACAGUGCUGAGAUCGUGGGCACACAUACUGGGGAUUGAACCCAGGGGCCUCAUGCAUGCCCGGCAAGCGCUCUACCACUGAGCUACUUCUUCAACCCAGUAAACUAGUUUUAAACAGAUGGCA